UUUAGGCAAGCAGAGCAGAGUGGGACUGAGUGAGGAGGAGACGUGUGCACACCACAGCCACUCCACAGAGCCAAGGCAGGAGAAGAGUUUGCAAGGAGACAAUAAAAGCAAGAGAGCUGUUUUUUUUUUUUUUUUUUUUUUUGGGGGGGGGGAGGAUACCAAACUGAAAAACAAAAAUAGAAGACCUAAAAACAGGAUUUGCCUUGCUAAACUCCUAAGAGGAAAUUAGAUUUGUUUUACUUAUAUUCACUAAAAAUUUCGACAUUUUUAUUUCAGCAGGACUCCUUAGGAGGUGGACAGAAAGAAAUAAGUCAGGCUGGCGACUAUGCCAGGCAGAGGGAUUUUUUUUGGCAUGGGCAAGCUGGAGCUAUUCAUGUGGGCCAUGAUGCUGUGCGCCCUACUGACGGGAAGCGCGGGUGCCUGCCCUGCCCUGUGUACCUGCAGCGGCACCACAGUCGACUGCCAUGGACUGGGGCUCAGGACCAUGCCCAGGAAUAUCCCACGCAACACUGAGAGGCUGGAGCUGAAUGGUAACAAUCUUACACGCAUCACCAAGAGUGACUUCGCUGGGCUCAAAUACAUCCGAGUUCUGCAGCUGAUGGAGAAUCAGAUUACUGUGAUCGAGCGUGGGGCUUUUGAUGACAUGAAGGAGCUCGAGAGACUGCGCCUGAACCGUAAUCAACUGCAGCAGCUUCCCGAAUUGCUCUUUCAGAAGAACCCUGGCCUGUCUCGAUUAGAUCUGAGCGAGAACCUAAUCCAGUCCAUCCCAAGAAAAUCUUUCAGAGGAGCUACAGACAUAAAAAACCUUCAGUUGGAUAAAAACCACAUCGGCUGCGUCGAGGACGGCGCCUUCAGAGCUUUGCGAGGCUUGGAAGUUCUAACCCUGAACAACAACAACAUCAGCAGCAUCCCAGUUUCCAGCUUCAACCACAUGCCCAAACUGCGAACCUUCCGUCUCCACUCCAACAAUCUCAACUGUGACUGUCAUCUGGCCUGGUUGGCCCAGUGGCUCCGACAGCGGCCUACCAUUGGUCUGUUCACUCAGUGCACAGCACCGCCCGAGCUCAAAGGUCUCAAUGUGGCCGAGGUUCAGAAACAUGAAUUCAGCUGCUCGGGUCACCAGUAUUCCUCCAGUCCACAACCGUGCAACACAGGUGGAGGUUCCUGUCCCGCCAUGUGUACCUGCAGCAACAACAUCGUGGACUGCAGAGGGAAAGGUCUGACUGACAUCCCUGCCAACCUGCCGGACAGCAUGGCUGAAAUACGUCUGGAGCAGAAUGGGAUUAAGGUAGUUCCUCUAGGAGCCUUCUCUCCCUACAAGAAGCUGCGCAGGAUAGACCUGAGCAACAACCAGAUCUCGGAGAUAGCUCCUGACGCCUUCCAGGGUCUGCGCUCCCUCAACUCGCUCGUGCUGUAUGGAAAUAAGAUCACCGACCUGCCUAAGGGUGUCUUUGAUGGCCUCUAUGCCCUGCAACUGCUUUUGCUGAACGCCAACAAGAUUCACUGCGUCCGUGCCAACACCUUCCAGGACCUGCAGAACCUCUCGCUGCUGUCGCUGUAUGACAACAAGAUCCAAACUCUGGCCAAGGGUACCUUCGCUUCACUGCGAGCCAUACAGACCCUUCACCUGGCCCAGAAUCCAUUCAUUUGCGACUGUAACUUGAAGUGGCUGGCCGACUACCUGCGCUCCAACCCCAUCGAGACCAGCGGCGCCCGCUGCGCGAGCCCCCGUCGGCUGGCCAACAAACGCAUCGGGCAGAUCAAGAGCAAGAAAUUCCGCUGCUCCGCCAAGGAGCAGUACUUCAUCCCAGGUGCCGAGGACGCCCGGCUGAAUAACGCCUGCAACAGCGAUCCGGUGUGUCCUCCCAAGUGCCGCUGCGAGUCCAGCGUUGUGGACUGCUCCAACCUGAAGCUCACCAAGAUCCCCGAGCACAUCCCGUCAUCCACCACUGAGCUGCGCCUCAACAACAAUGACAUCACCACUCUGGAGGCCACUGGAGUGUUCAAGAGCCUUACCCAGCUAAAGAAAAUCAACCUUAGUAACAACAAGAUCACAGAGGUUGAGGACGACGUGUUCGAGGGCGCCUCGUCCGUCAACGAGCUUCACCUCACAGCCAAUCAGAUCGACACGGUCCGGAGCGAGAUGUUCCGUGGCCUGGAGGGUCUGCGCAUGCUAAUGCUCAGGAAUAACAAGAUCAGCUGUGUCCACAAUGACAGCUUCACGGGCCUGCACAACGUGCGUCUGCUGUCUCUCUACGACAACCAGUUGACCACCAUCACCCCUGGAGCCUUCGAUACCCUGCAGACCCUCUCCACCCUAAACCUUCUGGCCAACUCGUUCAACUGCGAUUGCCGGCUGUCCUGGCUGGGAGACUGGCUAAGGAGCAGGAAGAUCGUUACGGGUAACCCUCGCUGCCAGCGUCCAGCCUUCCUCAAGGAGAUCCCCCUGCAGGAUGUGGCGCUGCCUGAUUUCCGCUGCGAGGAAGGCCACGAGGAGUCAAGCUGUGUGCCCAGACCUCAGUGCCCCAGCGAGUGCACUUGCCUGGAGACAGUGGUUCGCUGCAGUAACAAGCACCUCCACAUGUUGCCCAAAGGAAUCCCCAGAAACGUGACGGAACUGUAUCUGGAUGGAAACCAGUUCAGUGUGCUACCAAAAGAGCUGUCCUCCUUUAAAUUCCUUCAGCUGGUGGACCUGAGCAACAACAAGAUCAACUCUCUGACCAACGCGUCUUUCGCCAACAUGAGCCAGCUUACCACUCUAAUCCUGAGCUACAACUCCUUGCGGUGCAUUCCUAAAAUGGCCUUCAGUGGGCUGCACUCCCUCCGACUACUGUCUCUCCAUGGCAACGAAAUCUCAGAGCUUCCUGAUGGCAUCUUCGGCGACGUGGCCUCACUCUCCCAUUUAGCAAUCGGUGCCAACCCGCUGUACUGCGACUGCCGCCUGCGCUGGCUGUCUGACUGGGUCAAGACUGGAUACAAAGAGCCCGGCAUCGCCCGCUGUGCUGGUCCACGUGGCCUGGAGGGCAAACUGCUGCUCACCACACCGGCAAAGAAGUUUGAAUGCACGGGUGAGGUGGAUACAGCAGUGCUGGCCAAGUGUAACCCAUGUCUGUCCAGCCCGUGUCAGAACCAAGGCAUUUGUCAUAGCGACCCGGUGGAUAUCUACAGGUGCAACUGCGCUCCGGGAUUCAAGGGCAAGAACUGCGAGACGACUCUGAACGCCUGCGUGAGCAACCCUUGUGCCAACGGAGGGCGAUGCCAAGUGAAUCAGGAGUUGGAGGAGGAGGGACAGUACAGCUGCACAUGCCCGCUGGGGUUCGAGGGCACCGUCUGCCAGACCAACAUUGACGACUGCGAAGACAACGACUGUGAGAACGGUGCCACCUGCGUGGACGGAGUCAACAACUACACUUGUUUUUGUCCCCCCUACUACACAGGGGAGAUGUGUGAGGAAAUGGAGGACGUGUGCGCCCCAGGACGAAGCCCCUGCCGACAUCGGUCGACCUGCCUCAUCACCUCCUCUGGGCCCAAGUGUGUGUGCGCUCCUGGUUAUGUGGGUGACGACUGCAGUGUGGACUACGACGACUGCCAAGAGCAUCGCUGUCAGAAUGGAGCCCAGUGUGUGGACGAACUGAACGGGUACACGUGCCGGUGUCAACAAGGUUACAGAGGCCAAUUGUGUGAGGUUCCUCCUUCGCUGCUGUCCCUGUGCGAGCUGGCCGACUGUCAGAACAGCGCCCCCUGUGUGGAGCGGGCCGGCCGCGCCCUCUGCCAGUGUCCUCCGGAGUUUGGCGGGCCGCGCUGCGAGAAGCUGGUCAGCGUCAACUUUGUGGACAGAGACUCCUACCUGCUGCUCUCCGACCUCAAGAACUGGCCGCAGGCCAACAUCACCCUACAGGUAUCCACGGCAGAGGAUAACGGCAUCCUCUUGUACAACGGAGACAAUGAUCACAUUGCGGUGGAGCUGUACCAGGGUCACGUAAAGGUCAGCUACGACCCAGGCAGCCAGCCCGGCCACGCCAUCUACAGCGCCGAGACCAUCAACGACGGUCAGUUCCACACGGUGGAGCUCGUCACGUUGGACCAGAUGGUGAACCUGUCCAUCGACGGGGGUCUCCCCACCACCAUGGACAGCUUCGGGGCGGUGCGGCCCCUCAACGGAGAGGCUCCACUAUACGUGGGGGGUAGGGGCCCUCUCCAGAACACACCUCCCUCCUCUUCAGGGAUGCCCGUGGGCGUGCACCCAGGCGCUUUCCGCCUGUGGCAGGUCCAGAAUAGCUCCAGUUUCCAUGGCUGCAUCCAGAACCUGUACAUCAACAACGAGCUCCAGGACUUCACCAAGACCCAGAUGAAGCCCGGCGUGGUGCCGGGCUGCGAGCCGUGCAAGAAGAUCUACUGCGUGCACGGCAUCUGCCAGCCCGACGGCCUCCAGGGGCCCGUGUGCCACUGCCGGCCGGGAUGGGCCGGACCGCAGUGUGACCAGCCCGCCGGCAACCCCUGUCAAGGCAGCAAAUGUGUCCACGGCCGGUGCAUACCGCUGGACAGUCAAUCGUACCGCUGCGAGUGUAGCGAAGGAUACCGCGGUGCGCUGUGCAACCAACAGGGAGAGCUGUUCAACCCCUGCCGCCGGCUGUCCUGCGAACACGGCCGCUGCCACAUCUCGGACACGGGAGACGCCUACUGUCACUGUGAAAGUGGCUAUACUGGGGAGCUCUGUGACGCAGAAUCGGCGUGCCGUGGCGAGCCCAUGCGGGACUUCUACCAGGUGCAGCGGGGCUACGCCAUCUGCCAGACGACACGCACCGUGUCCUGGGUGGAGUGCAGCGGCGCGUGCGAGGCGGGCACCUGCUGCGCCAGCCAGCGGAUGAAGCGCCGGAAAUACACGUUCGAGUGCAGCGACGGUACCACCUUUAGCGAGGAGGUGGAGAAGAGCAUCAAGUGCGGCUGCGUGGGCUGCGACGUCUAGAACGUGAUGGAAAAGAGAGAUUCUAAAGAAUAUAUAUAUAUAUAAAACCUCUAUCUAUAUAUUAAGGACUCUGACGCUUGUAAAAUAGGACAUGUGCUUUGUGAGCUACAGUAUCACAGAGUGUCAACUCAAAAGGCUCCCGAGAUUUCCACCCCCAAACAGGAGUGAGGACAGUGGGGGGAAUGAAAGAAGAAGAGAGCUGGACAAUUGGCCAAGCCGAGUUUGUUUGUUUAUUUGUCAGUCAACCACAAACAUCCACACACACACACACACAUCAAAAGAAGUUUGAGUGGCACAUAAUCAAGUGCGGAUGCGGUGACUUCAAGUAUACAGUGUACAUGAGUUUCCGGGCUUGACAAGUCCCGCAGCAUGUAUUGCCCCCUCCCUCCAACAGGGGGCCAUCUUUCGUCAACUCCUCUUGACGCCUACAGUAUUAAAAACAAGAGGAGCAAAAGAUCACAGAUUUAAAAAGAAAAAAAAAAACGUAAAACUUGUAAUUGAUUGUUUUCUGUUGUAUCAGCUUAAUUUCUCAUUUUUGUUUGUUCUAUUUUAUUUCAACAUGUAACCAAAAAAAAAAACUCGCCGUUUAUAUAGAAAUGCCUAACAGAUUCUAAUAUAUAUAUAUAUUUGUAUUUCUUUUUUUUUUUUUUUUUUUUUUUGGUAUAGUAUUUUUCUAUGUUAAGUGGAAGAUUGGCGGUAAAAGGCGUUGGCUUUUUUAUUAUUAUUUGUCCAACAUUUAAUGCCAAGUAGUAAUGGACCACACACACACGCACACGUGCAUCUAUAAAAAAUGUUAGAAUAUGGUGGGAAGCUUUUAGUCCAAAUCAAAAAGUGAAACUCAAACAAAUUUAUGAAACACUUUUUUAGACCCUUUUUUUUAAAACAAUAUUUUUAGAAGACCAAUUCUUACCUAAUUUCUAUAUUAAAAAUGUUUUAGAUUUUUCUUGUACUGGUUAAAGGUGACUUUUAAGUUUCCGUUUGCUGUAAGCUAUGAUGAUUGAAAUGAUAAUAAAUAUGCUGAUUUCACUUUUUGAAUUGAGCUACUGAAAUUGAAUUUUCUACCAUAUUCCAAUGUAUUGCGAUGCACUUGUACACUUAUAAGAGCCACUGCUGGUCUGCUCUGGAACUCUGUCGUUGAAUAUUGUAUAUGUUGUCUUCCAUGUGAAUAUUACGUCCCGUUCGUGAGCGCCUCAGCUUGUUUUCACUCCUCUUUUUAUUUAUUUUUUUGUACGGCGAUGCAUUUAAGCGUGCGUUGCAUUUUUCCUAUUUUCAAAAAUGUCAAAAAGAAGAAAAAGAUAAAAAAUUAAUUUAAAAAUUACAUUAAAAAAAUGAAGCUGAAGUUCAACAUGCAUCAUAAUAAGCUGCUGUCAAGCAUGAUUUGUGUUAGGAAAAUAACACAACCGUGCAACCCCUCUGACACAAUGAAAGGUCAGGACAUUUUCUAGCUGGUAUUAAAAAAAAAAAAAGUAACGUUUUAUUGAGGUGCCAAUUGCAGUGAGCACAUAGCUGAAUGUAUAAAUGUGUACAGAUAAUAAAUAUGCUUAUUCAUGAAGUGGUAACUUUUAGCUGUCUUUUAGUUUAGAAUGGAUCACAUACUGUUCUGGAAUUCGGAUUCUGGUGAUCAUGUAACCGUGCGGACGCUCACCGUCCUCCUUAUUGGCUGUGUGCCUCAUAAAGGCACACCUUUCGUGGAAUGUGACUUUUAUUUUUCUUGGCUUCCGUUGGUUCACGUCUCCUUGGUGUACAAGUACAACUUCCUGGUAGCCAUCUUAGUGGUGCUUGUGCUAUAUUGAGAUGUACUGUAACUCAAUCAGUAAAACUCUCCAUCCUAUGAGCUAUGAUAUACAUAACUAUGUUCAUGUAAACCACACGAUGUUGUAAAAAGAUUUUGCUUCUCUUUGUCACACGACUUGAUGGUGGGAUUGAAGCGAAAUAAGUCCCAAAAUGAUGCUGAAUGUAUGUAGUGCCACCGACAAAAUGUUUACCAAAAUUCCACUCUUUUCAUUCAUUAAACUUCUAUGUGUGUGCUUUUAA
Molecule: messenger RNA, 7000 nt
Organism: Phyllopteryx taeniolatus (common seadragon)
Lineage: Eukaryota; Metazoa; Chordata; Actinopteri; Syngnathiformes; Syngnathidae
Gene: slit1a
Product: slit homolog 1a (Drosophila)
Exons: 37
Coding region: 326-4966 (1546 amino acids)
Biological process (GO): axon guidance; negative chemotaxis
Molecular function (GO): heparin binding; Roundabout binding; calcium ion binding
Source: RefSeq, a predicted model, not a curated record